AUGGGAAACGGUGCUAAAGCUCAGCAGAAGAGGGACAGGAACGCCAAGGAUGCUAAGGGUGCUGGCGUUUCCCAGUUGAAGACCAACGCUGCUUCUUUGACCAUCCAGUGUGAUGUCUGCAAGGCCACUUUCCAGGGUACCUCCAAAAUCCCCGUCCUCCAACAACAUGUCGACUCCAAGCACCCCAAGAGCACCGUUGCUGCCUGUUUCCCCAAAGUUUCCGCCUAA
Molecule: messenger RNA, 228 nt
Organism: Cryptococcus amylolentus CBS 6039
Lineage: Eukaryota; Fungi; Basidiomycota; Tremellomycetes; Tremellales; Cryptococcaceae
Exons: 4
Coding region: 1-228 (75 amino acids)
Source: RefSeq, a predicted model, not a curated record